Carya illinoinensis is the source of this 718-nucleotide messenger RNA. Its product is annotated as esterase-like. NCBI's taxonomy places the organism in Eukaryota, Viridiplantae, Streptophyta, Magnoliopsida, Fagales, Juglandaceae. The transcript has 3 exons. The record is from RefSeq and is a predicted model, not a curated record. Gene Ontology annotation, molecular function: hydrolase activity, acting on ester bonds. The coding region runs from base 32 to 694 and encodes 220 amino acids.
UUCUCUUGUAGGAGGAAUAUAUGCACAUUUGAUGCCCAUGAAGGAUUAUUUUCCUAAAGCUGUAUACACAUUUGAUAUCGGUCAGAAUGAUCUUGGUGAGGGAUUCUUUGGUAACAUGACUGUAGAGGAAGUCAAUGCUUCUAUCCCUGAUAUUCUUGACAAGUUCUCUCUUAAUGUUAAGAAUAUAUACAAGUUGGGAGCUAGAUCAUUUUGGAUCCACAAUACUGGACCAAUUGGUUGCCUUCCCUAUAUUUUGGCCACUUUUCCAUCAGCUCAAAGGGACAGUCAUGGCUGUGCAAAUCCUUAUAAUGAUGUAGCUCAGUCUUUCAAUCACCAGUUGAAGGAGGCCAUUGUUCAACUCAGGAUCGAUCUUCCUUCAGCUGCAAUCACAUACGUAGAUGUCUACUCUGUCAAGUACUCCCUUUAUAGAGAACCACAGAAAUACGGAUUUGAGCUUCCACUCGUUGCAUGUUGUGGCUAUGGAGGAAAGUACAACUUCAGCAGUAGUGUUGGGUGUGGAGGAACAGUGACAGUGAAUGGAAGCCAAAUGUUUGUUGGUUUAUGUGAGCGCCCCUCGGUCAGAGUAAACUGGGAUGGAGUUCACUAUACUCCCUUGUGCAGCUUCCUCAAUUCCAUAUUCAAAGAUGUGAAGAGCAUUGUAUUUUUUUUUUUUGAAAUAGUAGCAGAAUUGUAAUGUAUUAUUAUUUAUUUUGUUCUU